Messenger RNA from Phytophthora sojae, 1002 nucleotides. RefSeq lists its product as hypothetical. The coding region runs from base 1 to 1002 and encodes 333 amino acids. Gene Ontology annotation, molecular function: RNA-DNA hybrid ribonuclease activity; nucleic acid binding. The record is from RefSeq and is a predicted model, not a curated record. The transcript has 3 exons. Lineage: Eukaryota; Oomycota; Peronosporomycetes; Peronosporales; Peronosporaceae.
AUGCUCAGACACCCGGACCGGACUAAGCCGUUUGUGAUCAUCCCGCAUGCAAAUCAGUGGGUGGCAUGUGCUGUCCUCGGACAGGAGUAUGAUGGCGUGAUCCAACCUCAAAGGGACGAGGACGGAUUGGCCGCCAUCCUGGGUGCGGGUAUCACGCCCAGAGAGCAUCUAGAUGAAGUGGCCGAAUCGCUGAUCCCGGCCAAGGGGCGAGUGAAGGCGCCGCCUGUGCUUCCCGAAUGGACUGUCAUCGAGGCUCGCGGCUACACCCUGGAUGGAGUGACAGUCAACGCGGAGUACUAUGGACUACUGAAAGGCAUGACCAUGGCGCUCCAGCGGGACAUCGCGGACCUGGUGGUCGUGGGUGACUCAAGGAUCGUCAUUCAGCAGGUACAAGGACUCAUCAACUGCAACCAGCCUCCCCUGCAGCGGAGGCUCGCCGAAUGUCAUGUGCUCAAGGAGAAAUUCAGGACAGUCGGACUGGUACACGUCAAGCGUGAAUACAACCAGGCCGCGGACUACUUGACCUCCAAGAUACUGGCCGUGGGCGAAGAUUGCGCGAUUCAGGAUGACGAGGAGCGGCAGCACUUGGAAGUGGUGUCCAAGAUCCGAGAGCAAUUGGUGAAGACGAUUACUGCUGACCCAGAUGAACAACCCACAGAUUCGGGAAGUCCUUCUGACUCCACUCCCGGAAUGUCUGCUGAAGUGGAUCCGGGCCCCGGCCCGGAAUCUGCCCCGCUCACGGAGGGAGCCCGGGUAAUGGCGGUGCUGACAAGGACUCAGGCAGGACGCACGCAGGACGAGCCCCCACCCAUGGGGCCCUUGGAAUACCAGGCAGAACGGUGGCGCCGCAUCAAGGCACACCAGGAGCAGGACGACUACUACCUCAUGGAGAUUCGGGACUUCCUGAAUGGAGAGACAGAUGACUUCUCCCCUCACAGGUUGCGAAAGAUCGCCAAGGCGGCAGACUUUUUCGCCCUGGACGCUAGAGGCGUACUCUACUGA